This is a messenger RNA of Salvelinus sp. IW2-2015, 2784 nucleotides long. The record is from RefSeq and is a predicted model, not a curated record. Lineage: Eukaryota; Metazoa; Chordata; Actinopteri; Salmoniformes; Salmonidae.
AGCGCAGUCCAUCCCUUUGGAUCCUACUGCUGCGCAGAUCUCUAGGAUACGUUCACUUAUGCGUAGCGAAAACAAAGGAUAAUCUGUUUCCAAAGAACUGUUCGAAAAUAAUCGGUAGCCUAUUUAAGUAGUACUCUAUCAUGUAGAUCAGAAGUUCCGCGCUCUUCAAGUGUCAAUUAUUUAUUGGAGUUGUCACGACUGUCUCCCAAACGCGUUGGCCCUGUAUUGACGGGAACAACAAUAUAAAUGACGAGGGACUUAACGUGACCGUAUUGAGCAGAGCACUUGCGCGUUUUGGUGCGCUGCGAAGGUGUGUGCCAAUUCAACUGCUGCCACCUCCAGGCAUUGAAUCCAAGUAAAUAUCGGCAGGGUAACUAGAGGAAUGGCUGCGGCAAACAACGGAUCAAACACAACUAGGACCUUUACAAAUCAGUUUGUACAACCGCCUUGGCGCAUCGUGCUAUGGUCGGUCGCGUACAGCCUUGUGCUCGCCGUGGCAGUUUUUGGCAACCUGAUAGUGAUUUGGAUCGUAUUGGCGCACAAGAGGAUGCGGACCGUGACAAACUACUUUUUACUCAACUUGGCUUUCUCUGACGCCUCAAUGGCCGCGUUCAACACGUUGAUUAAUUUCAUAUAUGCUGCUCACGGCAAUUGGUACUUUGGAGAAUCAUACUGCAAGUUCCACAACUUUUUCCCAGUCACAGCAGUGUUUUCAAGCAUCUAUUCAAUGAGCGCAAUAGCAGUCGACAGGUACAUGGCCAUCAUCCACCCYCUGAAACCCCGGCUGUCGGCCACAGCCACCAAGGUGGUGAUCUUGUGUAUCUGGGCGCUGGCCGUGGUGCUGGCCUUCCCCCUCUGCUUCUACUCGUAUCAUAUCAUUGUGACGGUGCUGGUGUAUGUGCUGCCCCUAGUGGUGAUGGGUAUCACCUACACCAUUGUGGGCGUGACGCUGUGGGGAGGAGAGAUCCCMGGGGAAGCAUCAGAUAACUACCACAGCCAGCUCACAGCCAAGAGGAAGGUGGUGAAGAUGAUGAUCAUUGUGGUGGUGACCUUCGCCCUCUGCUGGCUGCCGUACCACGUCUACUUCAUCGUGACGGGCCUCAACAAGGCUCUGAUGAGGUGGAAGUCCAUCCAGCAGGUCUACCUGUCAGUGCUGUGGCUGGCCAUGAGCUCCACCAUGUACAACCCCAUCAUCUACUGCUGCCUCAACAGCAGGUUCCGGGCGGGCUUCAAGCGGGCGUUCUGUUGGUGRCCGUUCGUCCGGGUAUCCAGCUAUGACGAGCUGGAGUUGCGCGACAACACCACCCGCCACCGAUCCGGCCACCAGGGCAGCAUGUGCACCCUCUCCCGCGUGAACACUGGGACCAACAGCACCAACAAUCGCCAACACAGCAUCAAAAAGGCAGUCUCCAGCUGCCAUGGCAAUGCCAGUGUUAACGGAGAUAACAAUGGUAACCAUGGCAACCAACCGGCGGUAGCCAAYUCCAACCUUUACAGUGACCCCGAUGUGGCCGACGAUCGGUUCUCCUGAGAUGUUUACGAUGACCACGACCACCUUCUAGAAUGUUCACGAGUGGUUUGGAAAGUCGUUGUCAACAUUUCGCCUUCCGAACUUCCCUCAAACAUUCCAAGCAAGCCUUUACAUUUUUAUUUAUUUCAUGUCAUUUAUUUCAAGUAUUUCAUGUGAGUUUGUUGCAAACGCGGUUGUUCUGUAUAAAGUAUUUUCUGCUGGCUUGAUGCAGUGAGAUUCUUUCGAUUUUAUUUGUAUUUUGCUUCGCUUUCGAAAGCAUUUUGUUUCUGCCUUUUCUCAUUUCCAAACCCCCCUCACGACACUGACUGGACAUCUGGUAGGCUGCUGUCUCGACGYGCAGAUUCGUGACAUCUGGACUCAGCAAUGAAGGCAGAGCUUACCAGUAGUUUACCAGUGUGGGCAUGAAUCUAUUACUCAGGCAGGAUCCCCUUGAAAGAUUGUUAGGAGGGGUUGGUGGUUGGGCAUAUAUAUAUAACACAUAAUAAUGAAAAGGGAAGGUUGUUGCACACAGAUUGUUUAUUAAUGUGUCUUUCUGUACCAUAAUCAUACAUCCUUUAUCAGCUUGUCAUCAGUUCUGCAGACUGAUACCCCACAGAUUGAAAUAGCUGUGGACUGUAUGUCCUGAAAUUAUAUUAUUUUUAGAGAGAGAGGCACCUGGGGCAAGAUAGAUUAUUCAGUGUUUCUCUUUCAGCCUGCAAUUUCCUGAGGAUAAAUGAGAAUGAUAGGAUGUUCCAUUUUGUUAUUGAAAUUUCUCUCAUAAGCUGCUUUUAUCGUUAUAGGAAUUGUACAGUGCCAUUUCUUUUUUUAAAUGUAUGAGAUAUCUGUCUUAUGUAAGCAGAGGAUUGGUUUUUGCUUUUGUGAUAUACCGUGGUGUAUACUUACUGUGGUUAAGGCAAUUUUUAGCACUUUAAUCAUUGAGGGAUAAACGCAGACAAAACACAUGCACACACUCAGACCCACACACAUGCACAUGCAAAACACAUGCACGCACACAGAGACACAUUCAGCCAUCAACAUGAAAGUAUUUCACGGAGACGUACUGUGCACUGUGUACUAAAACUAAUCAUCAUGGGAAAUAGUGCAGUAUUAAAACACAAUCUGAGAGCUUUUUUUGAUAAAAAACCCACCCAUCCAUCUCUUUGAUUCCAUGAAGACCUUUAAUCCAGAGCUCAGGGCUCUUACAUAAACAUGCCAGUACUCACUCUCCCUCUCUCUGAUAAGCGUCUCAUCACCUUAUCACACACAUUCGCACA